Messenger RNA from Tachysurus fulvidraco (yellow catfish), 2471 nucleotides. It is a transcript of the gene kcnk10a, whose product is annotated as potassium channel, subfamily K, member 10a. The record is from RefSeq and is a predicted model, not a curated record. The coding region runs from base 355 to 2016 and encodes 553 amino acids. Gene Ontology annotation, biological process: potassium ion transmembrane transport; stabilization of membrane potential. Gene Ontology annotation, cellular component: membrane. The transcript has 7 exons. NCBI's taxonomy places the organism in Eukaryota, Metazoa, Chordata, Actinopteri, Siluriformes, Bagridae. Gene Ontology annotation, molecular function: potassium ion leak channel activity.
GUGUGUGUGUGUGUGUGUGUGUGUGUGUGUGUGUGUGUGUGUGUGUGUGUGUGUGUGUGUGUGUGUGUCGGUACACACGCUUAUUGUGUAACACUUCAGCACUGCAGCUGCUGGGAGGAACCUGGGGAGGAAUCUGAAGAGGAACCUGAAGGAUGUAGAUGCUUUAAGAUCAACAGGAUCGUCUCCGCGUGCGCGAGAUAAAGGAGCUGAAAUGUGAGUCGUGUUCAUGUGUAAUGCAGCGCGGAGAUGAAGCCUCGGUGCCACAUCACGCCGAUAACACGACCAUAGAGCGUUUCGACCACGUUUAUUUAUUCUAUUCCAAUUCAUCUUAAGUCAACAAUUCGGAGAAUAAACAUGAAAUUUCCGGCGGAAAAUCAGAGGAAACCGAGCAGCAGCUGGAGUCCUCCUCCAGUGGCAGUCCAGACAAACCUUGUUCCCCCGAAAAAAGUCCAGCCCGGGAUGCUGCAGUCCAGUCUGGUCCAGGCCAGUGUGGCCACAAUGCAGAACCCAAUGGGAUGUUCACUUCCACGUCUUUCUGUUUCACGGCCUACAAGCAUGGUAGCCAGCAUGGAGGCGCAGGCAGACGGCUCGGCACUACUGUCCGUGAUGAAGUGGAAGACGGUGCUGGCUGUGUUCGUGGUGGUGGUACUUUACUUAGUGGCCGGCGGCUUGGCAUUUCGAGCCCUCGAGCAGCCAUUCGAAAGAAACCAGAAGGAUACGAUCACAACUGAGAAAGCAGCGUUCCUGCAAAAACAUCCCUGUGUCACACCAGAGGAACUGGAGAUCCUUAUUAAGCACUCCAUCGAUGCGUUCAGUGCUGGAGUGAGUCCCAUAGGAGACACCACCUACAACUUCAGCUACUGGGACCUUAGUAGCGCUUUCUUCUUCGCUGGUACUGUGAUCACGACUAUAGGAUACGGGAACAUCGCUCCCAGCACAGAGGGAGGGAAAACUUUCUGCAUUUUGUACGCCAUAUUUGGCAUCCCACUCUUUGGUUUCCUGCUGGCUGGAGUCGGAGAUCAGCUCGGAACCAUCUUUGUAAAGACCAUCGCCAAAGUGGAGAAGAUGUUCAGGAACAAAAAUAAUCAAAUCAGCCAGACGAAAAUCCGGGUGGGCUCGACGUUACUCUUCAUCCUUGCUGGCUGCAUCGUCUUCGUCACAAUUCCUGCAGUUAUUUUCAAAGAAAUUGAAGAAUGGACGGCACUCGAUGCAAUUUAUUUUGUUGUUAUUACACUAACGACUGUUGGCAUCGGGGACUAUGUCGCAGGAGGAAACAGAGCAAAAGAAUAUUAUAACUGGUACAAGCCACUGGUUUGGUUCUGGAUCCUGGUUGGUCUGGCAUACUUUGCUGCUGUACUGAGUAUGAUUGGAGACUGGCUCCGAGUCCUGUCCAAAAAGACCAAAGAGGAGGUUGGUGAGAUCAAAGCUCAUGCUGCUGAAUGGAAAGCAAAUGUUCGGGCCGAAUUCAGAGAAACUAGACGUCGCCUUAGUGUGGAGGUUCACGAUAAACUGCAACGUGCUGCUACGAUUCGUAACAUGGAGCGUCGACAACUUGGACUGGACCAACGUGCUCAGUCGCUUGACAUCUUAUCUCAUCCUAACGAGCGACGAUCCGUAAACUUCAACAUCUUAGAUGCGGCAACCAACUUAAAGACGUCCUCGCAAGAGAGCAUCAAUGGCAAACUGAACGACAACAUCUUUAACCGAUUCGGCUCCGUCAGCAAACUGGCCAAACGAACCAAGACCAAGGACCUGAAGAAGAAUAUCCCAGGAGAUGGACGCAAAACUGGCAGUGAGGAGAAGAAAGAGAUGGAGGAGGAAGAGCUGGAGAAGGAGGUCAACACCAGUCUGUCGGAGCUGCCAUUGUUCGUCGAGAGCCCAAAAUCACAGAACGGGUUCGUGAUGGUGCCCACAAACACCAAAGAAGAAGAAGAAGAAGAAGAAGAAGAAGAGGAAGAAAAAAAGGAAGAGAUGCAAAAAAAACUUGAAGAGUGUCCUGUCGAAAUGGACGUUUAGAUGGAAGAAAUCGUCUUCUUUGAAAAUUAAAGUGCCUUGUUUCUCAUUUACGCUGAUGGGAAAAUGCUAACAUCACAUUUUAAUGUUGUUGAAACUUUUCACUGUGUCCUGAUAACUUGAUUUUAAAAAAAAAUUCAGCCCAAUAAAUUUAAACCAGUGUUUAAAAAAGGAUCCUAACAAAGUUUCAACAAGCGAACUGUAGCGAUACAAAGUGACGUUUAUUGGAAGACUGAAUGCUGAUACUGAGCUCCUAACACAAAGGACUUGAAGAUAUAUAUAACUAAUAAAAAUUAAAAAUACAGAUGGAGAUAAAAUAAGAAAAAUAUUUAACUCAUCAGAAAAGAAUCCAUGAUAUACAUUAGGCAUGUGCCAAUAUACAAUCUGAAAUUGUGUAAUUCUGUAACUUUUUAUGACGGUUACUCGUGUUUUCAUGGUAUUAAACGCUGGAUAUCUUA